Durusdinium trenchii is the source of this 543-nucleotide messenger RNA. Lineage: Eukaryota; Dinophyceae; Suessiales; Symbiodiniaceae. The record is from the annotation of a GenBank genome assembly.
AUGUGGGAUGCAGCUUUGCUGGUCUAUGUCCAUCAGACGAACUUCACAGAUAUGGUGAUCCUCUUAAUCGGAUGCGUGACCAAUUUGACGCUGCAAGUCUUCUUGCUUCUCACUGUCAGCAUGGACAUGCUUGACAACAGCUAUGAGGAAGAAAAGAUACAAGAGAUGUUGACUUGGCGUGUGGAGACUGGGCAUCAUCUUGCCGUCUUUGAUGACAGCCGUGGUUUGAGUAGGUUAGACAAGCUAUGCAACAACAAGUUGUGGGCCUUUGAGCAGGAUGAGUACAACAAGCUGUAUGACUACCUGUACAAGCCCAUGCCCGGGUUUGCCCUGAGCACGCUCGCUAUCAUCAUGUGGAUCUUGACGAUCAUGAAGGAGUACCGGCGUUGCGUGGAGCAGGCGUUGGCAGUGUAUCACCUCGACAGCAAGGACGUGGUGCGUGGUCGGGAGUUGGUCACCACAGAGGAUGAUACCAUGCAGAUUGUGGGGCUCAGCAGAAUGAAGAAAGGCCUGGACAUGACCGGGCUAGGCGAGAGCACCUGA